Molecule: messenger RNA, 3761 nt
Organism: Rana temporaria (common frog)
Lineage: Eukaryota; Metazoa; Chordata; Amphibia; Anura; Ranidae
Gene: RBBP8
Product: RB binding protein 8, endonuclease
Exons: 19
Coding region: 388-2994 (868 amino acids)
Biological process (GO): double-strand break repair via homologous recombination; DNA double-strand break processing involved in repair via single-strand annealing
Cellular component (GO): site of double-strand break
Molecular function (GO): Y-form DNA binding; flap-structured DNA binding; double-strand/single-strand DNA junction binding
Source: RefSeq, a predicted model, not a curated record
GCAGACUGGUUGGACUUGUUCCUAGAUGAUUGAAGAACCGGUUUGACUGGCUUCAUAUGCCAACAAAUUCUGGUAUCAUUCCAUGUUACACAGAAUGUAGAAACCUGCCCAGCGAGUUGAAUGAAAAGCAUAUUAGGAUAUCCAUUGCACAUUGUAUAUAUGUGAGGUGUAGCUCCACUUGCAUACACACCAGCGGCAGCUGCCCCAGGAUGGUCCAGGUUACAUUUCACCAUCUAUAUGUGAGCCUGCAGCUAUAGGACUGACAUAUAGCAUUCCACAGGAACAUUACACAACUGUAGGAGGAGGUACAUAAGAAAAAGGAUACUCAAUAAUGGCUAUAUGGCUUGAACAGUGUAACCAAAAGUGAUUGGAGCAAGUCUUUUUACGAUGAAUGUAUCUGGAGGCAGCUGCAGCAGUCCCAGCUCUACUGACAGUCUCCCUGCUGGUGACUUAUUUAAAGACCUGUGGACAAAGCUAAAGGAAUGUCAUGACAAGGAGCUUCAAGAACUUCUAGUGAAAAUCAACAAACUGAAGACACAGAGAUGUUUGGAUGCCCAGAGACUUGAAGAAUUUUACACUAAAAACCAGCAGCUCAGAGAGCAGCAGAAGGCACUACAUGACACAAUCAAAGUUUUGGAAGAUCGGCUCCGAGCUGGACUGUGUGACCGCUGUGCAGUAACUGAAGAGCACAUGAGAAAGAAACAACAAGAAUUUGAAAACAUUCGACAGCAGAACAUGAAACUCAUAACUGAGCUUAUGGAAGAAAAAAACACACUGCAGGAUGAAAACAAAAGACUCUCAAAGCAACUUGAGCACAUGCAGAAGGCGGCAACAGACACAAAGCUGAAGGCACAUGAGGAAGAUACAGCCAGUCAUGAAGAUGGCGAGGAUGGCAUUAUUCCCGAUUCACCAAUUAGUUCUAUUUCUGCAAAUGUGGUUAGUAGAAUGCGCAGAAGAAAACUGAAUAAGCAUAUUCGCUAUACAGAACGCACACAAGAUGAAUCGGAGAUUUCAGAAACCACAAACGGUUCUGCAGUAAGGAUAUUUACCUCCACACAAGAAAAUAACAGGCAAGCAGAGACUGUCUUGGUUGCUGAUACCUGUGCAUUAAAGGUGUCUCCAGUUCCCUCCAAACAUGAAGUUGACGAUUUUACAUCAGAGAAACCACUCUUUAACUUGGCAGCUGUUGUUGCCGAAACAAUUGGUCUUGAGGAAUCUCAAUCCCAGAGUGUAUUAAACACUGCCAGGACCAGUGCAGCUACAGUACUUGGUAAAAAUGAAGACCAUUCCCUAGGAAACAGUGAGCUAGGGUUUUCAGAGAAUUUACAAAGCAAUGUACAUGAAAUUGAGUGGGACGCCCAUCGAGUGUCACCAGUAUUUGGGAUACCUACUUCAAAACUGGAAAAUGAUGGCACACUGGACACUAGUGUGUCUCUCCUGCCUCCUGGAAUAAACCUGAACCAACAGCUUCCUAACAGAAGCCCUCUUCACAUACUUUCGAAGCGCGAAGAUGCCUCUGUGGUGACUAUCAAUCUGUGCCAAGAAGCAGACUCUGUAAUUAGUCAGUGCUCGGGCAACAAACAGGUGUCUUUAAAGCGAACACCCGCUGACUCGGCUAUCAGUGGAGAAAGCGCAAAUUGUGCUUUUGUUUCCAAAAAUUAUCUUGAAACUGAUGUUUAUAGGCAGACAAUGGGCAGGUGUGUGAAGCGAAAAAAAGUAGAAAAUGAUGUAGAAAAAAAUAGUGAAAUGUCUUCUCUUAACAAAGAAAACAAUUUUCCCUUGAAAACUUCCACUAACACUAAAGAUAACUGCCUAGACAAGCCAUUGGAUCUCUCUGAUCGUUUCUCAGGAUUGCACCCUCAGGAGAGUAGUCGUGAAAACCACAGAAGAAAACUAAAACAAGCUACCAUCCAGGAAACCCUGAAGACCACAACUAACAGUACUUCAUCACUACUCUCCAAAGAAAUAAGGAAAGAUGCCUCACUGCAAAUGGAUAACGAAAGGAUUCUUAAAGGAGAUCCUGGGGCUUCUUGUAAGCAUGAAGAUACCAAAGUAGCCCAAGGUGGCAGUCGGCUGUUUGAUGAUAUGGAGGCCGGAGGAACCCACAUGUCAAAGAGGAUGGGCAGGUCAGUGCAGAGAGGUUGUGAACCAGCAUCUGUGUUGCAAGCAAACCCACACAUGUUUCAAACCAGAGAUAAAGUUAUGGUCACCGAGCAAGGGAAAGCAUCUGUCGACAACAUGCAAUGGAGCAUUGACCCAGGGGCAAACCUUUCUCAGUAUAAAAUGGAUGUCACUGUGAUGGAGAAUAAGGAUGGGAGCCAAGGCAAUGCAGAAGUUGAUGAUACGGACUACACAUAUGUCAAUGACAGCGUGCUGUUGAAGAUGAAAGAUCAGGAGUGUGCAGACAACAGUACAUUAGCAGCCGAGGAAUGUAAAGGCCAUGACAGCUUUUCAGAAAUGUUCGAAAAGACGGAGUAUGAGGAAUAUGUUUCCUAUACUCAGGAAUCCAGCCCUUCCCAGAGACUGGAUGUAAAGGAAGAAGGUGAUGUUUUUACACUGCCAAAGAGACCACCCAGUGAUAAAGAGAAUCAAGCCAAAGGAAUGAUUUACCAGAAACAGAAGGCAUAUGUGGAGCCUUAUGCGCAAACCAGUGAAAGAAAAAAGCCUACUGUGGAUUUUCCUCAUAUUGAGGUUGUGCGAAACAAGGAGGAAAGGAGAAAACUGCAUGGCCAUACUUGUAAGGAAUGUGAGAUGUAUUAUGCAGACCUCCCAGAAGAAGAACGAGCUAAGAAACUGGCCAGCUGCUCCCGUCACCGGUUCCGCUACAUCCCACCAAGUACACCAGAAAAUUUUUGGGAAGUGGGCUUUCCUUCAACGCAGACCUGCAAAGACCGAGGUUACAUAAAAGAGGAAAUGUCACCUUGUCAGCGACCACGAAGACGUCUUCCCUACAAUGCAAUGUUUUCUACCAAAGGCAAAGAGCAGAAGACUUAAAACCACACUCAUUCACUUAUUACUUAUAAGGAAGAAGUCAGGAUAGAAAUAUGGGGCUGCCAUUGCUGAAUUGUUUUUUAAGGGGCACGUCAUGGAUAUGUCAUCCUUAUCCUGUCUUCACAGUUUCAUGAGUCCUGUGACCUAGAACCAGAGUUCAUACCAGGUGUGCCAACACCUCACUGGUUGUGGGCUUGUUCAGGUUAGCAAGGAUAUAAGUUUGGGCUCCUGAAGAAUGUACCUUCAAAAACAAAUCUAAUCUCUAUUCUGAAAAGUUCCCUUUAAAUUUGUUCUUUCAAAAUAUUACUCUGCUCUGUUUCCAUUAAUAGUGCUGUAGCUGAAUUUGCGUUUUGCUGCCAUUUUAGAGUGUGGGACUUGUAGAGUAAUUUAGACUUGAUACGCCUAUAUGCUAUAUGGAUACAUAUACUGUAUACUUGGGUAGCUCAUCAUACAGGAAUACGGAUGGUAUGCUGUAAACUGUCUGUCUUAGUUCAGCUUACUCGGUGGGUCUUGUAGUUAGGGAACCAUUCACUUCUGCCAAGGUCUCUACUGCUUUCUACCUGAUACAGAGGGUUAGAGCAAAUCGUGGUUUAUUCUGUCAGAACAAAGUAUCUGCAGUUGUAUUUAAUAUGUAUAUUUUUUAAUUUUCUAUGUGAAUGUUCAUGUUUUAGCACCUUUUUUUUUUUAAUUUGUAGGGUGCUGUGUUUGCACUGGAUAAUUUAAAUACACACAGCAUAAUGUAAUUGGUAAUAAAAUAAAUGUGAAUCCUC